UGUCAACUUUUUCUAAACGUAAACACCUAUUUGCUUUGCAUACCUUUACUUUUCCAUUAUUUAUUUUAACUGUAAAUGAAAUUUACCGAAAUGAAUAACAAUAUAGUUUAGAAAUCAAAUUCCACACUAUGUUUAGUUACGACGUCAAGUUUCUAACAAGUGACGAUUCCAUUUAUCUAAAGAACACCGAAUUCAAAAGUUUGAAGUAUGAAACUAAAAAAAAGGUUGAUGAAUCUAUCCACGACCAUGGGAAAAGGAGUUACUGUGAACGACGCGGUGGAGUAUGGUGGUCGACGAAACCUAGACAACUUCGUCAAUUAGAAUCUAAGCUCCGCGAAAAGAACAUAGUGUACAGUGAAUGGACCACAGAUUCCCUAUGCACCUUAGUUUUUUCUUCAGGUGUCAUUGCUUAUAUCACAGUAAAAUGCAGUACACUGGACAUGACCCAUAUACUGUUCGAUAGAUACUGUGUGGGUAAACUCAAUGGACAAAUGGUUACAGGUGUUGUUUUAUGUAAAUCUCUACUACUUUUUACUCAUACUGAUAAAACUGGGACACUGAUCACAUUUGGUAAAAAUAUUGACAGCAGUCUUCCCAUACAAAUCUCUGAUAGAGACCCACAUUUACAGAUUGUCAAUCUAGGUGGCAGUGCAAGGAGAGCCGAUAGACGAGUCUCCUCUUGUGAAACACCCAGUUAUGUGCGCAUAUUGGUGUGGGGCGCCACAAUAAUAGAACCAGCACCUUGGAGCCCUGUGCUGGAGGAUCAUGCUAACUUACAUUUGUACCAGAUAACUGGGCAGCAAAUGACAUUGCUAGCAUACCAUCAGCUGGAAAACGAAGUAUUAUUUGCUGAACUCUCUCACAAAUAUGAUCAUAUAGUGCACAUUGUAGAACAAACUGCAUGCCAUAAGAACGGAGUAAGUCUAAUAUGGCUGCGCUACGAAAUACCUGAAGGAGAAAACAAAAUAACAAAGCUAUCUACCCUCCGUGAGAACGUAACAAGGGUGUCUCUGCCCGCGCCCGCUCGAGUCGCCAGGCGCUCUCCCUGCGACUCCAAGCUGCUUGUCUCUUGUAUAGACGCCUCCGUACACGUCAUACACCACAGUGCUGGACUCACUCACUCCACCAGGGCUGGAUUUAUAGCCACCGACGUGCGGUGGGCGGGCGAGCUGGUGGUGGCCACAGAGGAGGCGGGCCGCUUGCAGUGCUUCGACCGCGCACUGUCGCUGCUGCACCAUCACACCAAGUGCUUGGACCUCACCUCUUAUAUGCGGGAUGCAAAACGUGUACAAAUAUUAUCAAGCCUGACUCUCAGAGGGGGGCCUCUUAUACUGGCCUCGUUCACCGGGGGCCCUUUGACGCUCCUUCGAAUUACACACGCGCGCCUCAUAUCGGCUUGGAUCCGCUCGUACCGGACCCCAAACGCAGUGGCCCUACUGCGUGCACUGGACUGGGAGGAGGAAGGGGCGGAGUGUCUCAACGCGAUCAGCGAGAUAGUGCGCCACGCGCUGCGCAAGGGCGCGCUGGGGGAGAGCGGGGAGGCGGUGCAGAGUGCGCUGGGCGCGUACUUGGCGCCUGGCGUGCCCCUGCCUCCCUCCGCUGCCAAGUAUGCGCCCGCCGUACACGACUUGGCGAGGAAGUUCUUUCAUCAUUUACUGAGGCGCGGUCGUAUCGAGAAAGCGCUCAGUUUGGCCGUGGACUUGGCGGCGUGGGACCUGUUCGUAGACGCGCGGUGGGCCGCCAAGAAGCACAACCUGCCGCAGCUCGUCGAAGAGGCGACCACUUGCGCUGCGCACUACGCCCGGCUGGACGGACCCGAUUCCGAAUGUUCCGGAUCCUGUUCACAAUGCAGCUCGCAUUCGUACUCGAGUUCGGACGACGAAUCGAGCUCGUCGUCCAAACCGGCGAAAAAUCCCCCACCACUGCCUCGGGUCCCCCUACCUCCCCACCCCUCCAUACUCACCGUCCCAAUAACCCAAAACGAACCAUUCACCACCAACAGCAUCCGACCGAACCUACACCAAUAUUUAGAACGCGACACGACAAUUUGGGGCAAAAACAUUCCUUCGCGAGAUGACCCUUACGUCAACAGUAUGUACAAAAGAGACGUGAAACCGACAAACCCAGUCCAAAACGGCCGAUGGGGUAGCAUGGACAACGUCCUCAACUAUCAAAGGCCCCCAAAGAACUCCGUCAACUAUGAGUACGCUAAAGCAACCCAAAGCGUAUUGGAUAUUCUUCCACGGAACCAAGAAGACAGGAUAGCAUCGCAUUUCAAACACUUAUUUCAGACGGAGUUGAAGGAGGAAGCUAGCAACGACAGAUACAUCGCCAAUAUAUCGAGCAAUAGUAAUUUCAAUGGUCGGUAUCCUCAGGACAAGUUCUGGACUGCGGUGAAACCUGAAAGGAAUAAAGUCAAGUUUUCCGACACAGUGACGAUCGCAGUUGUCUCGGAGGCUCUAACCCCCAACCCGGCGCUGGAGUUAGCCGCGAGCUUGCCUCUAUGCGCGCCGCACAAGUACCUGGCAGCGUUCGCACCGCACCCGCCCGCGCCGCAGCCCGCACCCCCGCCGGCGCCCGCGCCGCACCCGCCCGAAAAUGCCGCUCAAAAGAUCCCUAAAAUCAAAGUUGUACAUUUUGGUAUGGUGUAAAAACAUAUACAUACAGGGUGCUCAGGAGUAUUUCCCAUAACUUAGGGUUAUCCUUUACUAAAAAUUAAUUCUAUAAAUGUUCAAGGAACAUGUGUUUUAAAAGGUUUUUUUUGGAGUGAAUAAUAUUUCUCAUGUAAAUAGAUCUUAAAAUGUAUCCCAUAAACGCAUCCUUAUAAUUAAUAAAGUAUUAAUAUUUUAAAAUGCAACAUUGUCGCUUUGUUACGUAAAGGCGUAUGUUACAUGGAUAGUCGGUAUUAUUUGAAUUACUUUGUAUGAAAACAUAUUUCUUUAGUUAAUAAAAUAUUAGAUGCAGGUCGGUUCCUAUAUUUAUGUGGUCUCGUUAAUACCUACAAGUUACGGGAAAUACUCCCGAGCACCCUGUACCUAUAGUUUACAAUUUAGAAUAUAAGUACAAUAUAAUAUUAUAUAUUGCCUCAAUGUAUUCCGUCCAUGACUAAGCUUUAAUACUUUAUAAAUACAUGAGUAAAUAAUUAAUUUCAAUAAAAUUAUUUUUAUAUGAAAA
This is a messenger RNA of Bicyclus anynana (squinting bush brown), 3174 nucleotides long. RefSeq names its product WD repeat-containing and planar cell polarity effector protein fritz (gene frtz). Gene Ontology annotation, cellular component: axonemal basal plate. Gene Ontology annotation, biological process: establishment of protein localization; cilium organization; nervous system development. Bases 129 to 2651 code for a protein of 840 amino acids. The transcript is spliced from 13 exons. Lineage: Eukaryota; Metazoa; Arthropoda; Insecta; Lepidoptera; Nymphalidae. The record is from RefSeq and is a predicted model, not a curated record.